CUCAUCAAAAUAGCCAUUUCGCACCGUGUAGUGUGUCCGAAAGAAGUAGGGGAUAAGUGCGCCCCGUGUUUACAAGCGAAAGCGCAUCUGUCCAGCGGUUCUACGGAUGGCAAUGCCGAUAGAAACGCAAAUGCACGUUCGCGAUGGAGUUGAAGGGGGAAAAAAUCCCGCGUGUGAAGCCAGGGAGCGAUGAUGUCACAGGCAGUGCAAGGAGGGAAGAGGAGAGCCGUGUGUGUGUGUGUCAGCAUUCAGCUGUCUAAAAUUCACAUCAUUCAUCUGAUCUCUGCUCUACACACACAGUAAAAUGUGGGCAACAGCCAUUUUCCUGUCUGGUGUAGUAACACUCUGCUCAGCAUCAAAAGGUUUAGGAGGUAAGGUGCUGCUGUUCCCAUAUGAGACCGACUUCAGCUUUGUCAAGCUCACCCCUCAGAAGCCUCUUGGCCUCAGCGCCUUCACGCUCUGCAUGCGCGUGGCCACGGAGCUUACGGGAGAGCGGCAGAUCAUCCUGUUUGCCUAUCGCACGUCUGACUACGACGAGCUGAACGUGUGGCGCGAAAGAGACGGCCGCGUGUCCUUCUACCUGAGUGGAGACGGCGCCUUCUUCCACCUGCCACCGCUGAACACGUUCCGCACGCACCUCUGCCUCACCUGGGCCUCGCGCACGGGCCUCUCCGCGUUCUGGGUGGAUGGCCGCCGGAGCGCGCUCCAAAUCUACAAGCCGGGGCAUUCGAUCCGCCCUCAGGGCACGGCGCUUCUCGGCCAGGAUGCAGAUAAACACCUGGGCGACUUUGAGGCCGUCCAAAGCUUCGCUGGAGAGAUCACCGACCUCUGUAUGUGGGACUAUGUGUUGACAGGUAACCAAAUCAAAGCGCUGUACUUCAACCAGGGCCAGAGAGUUCCACGCCCAACCGUUUUCGACUGGCAGAACAUAGAGUAUGAAAUUCAAGGCAAUGUGUUGGUCGUUGCUGAUGACUGACUGACAUUGGACCCAUCACACUCGUUUGCACCACCAUGUGCAUAUAUACAUUUUACAGUUACCCUGUUAUCUGUUGUCAUCAUGUAUACUCAGAGGUGUCAAAAGUAAAAGUAAAUUCAUGGUGUAAGUAUAACACUAGCCCAUGUUAUUGCAUAUCUAUUACACCAUUUACUCCAUUGUACCUAAUGGGAUAGACAGUGUUGUACUGAAAAACACUAAAAAUCUAACAAGGACCCUCUACAAACUUGAGCCACCCAGUGCAAAGUCAGCUGAUCGUAAGACAAGUACACAAGUCUACUGGUUAUUCAGAUAAGUUACCUGUGUUGGAGGGAAACAGUGUUUCUUUUUUUUAACUUCUACUUUUACUUUUGACCCCUCUGUGUAUACAUUGUCUUUGUUGUAGGCCUAUAUUACAAAUAACAAGCAGAAGCCUAGUGGCAUGAGGCCUAACUCCCAACAUGAUAUAGAGGUAGUUAUUAUAUGUGAGCUAAACAUCCAGCUCUAACAUCAUACAGAAUGAUAAGCCCGGAUAGAGCACAAUCAUUAAUUGUUUGACCAUUGAAAAACUAAUGAAUGGUUAUUUCACACUGACUGUCCAACUUAUCUGUAUUGUAGACAGCGUAUAUAAUAAAGUUAAUAUUUGCGAAC
Molecule: messenger RNA, 1624 nt
Organism: Engraulis encrasicolus (European anchovy)
Lineage: Eukaryota; Metazoa; Chordata; Actinopteri; Clupeiformes; Engraulidae
Gene: crp1
Product: C-reactive protein 1
Exons: 4
Coding region: 305-976 (223 amino acids)
Source: RefSeq, a predicted model, not a curated record